AGGGUUGUUCCAUCUCCGUAAUCGGCGCUGGUGCUACGCUCUCACCACGUAUCCGACGAUUAAACGUAUCCGGACACGCUCGACGGCCCAGCCAGAAACGGUGCCGGCGCGAACGGUUGCUGGCCGACGUUUCAGGUGCACCGGCUACCAGCUGAACCCACUGGCCGGACGAGAAAAAUGGGGCGUACGCCGAGCCACGAGAGACGGAUCGAUCGCGAAACAAACGUACACUGGAUGGACGACGUGCAGUAACGUUUGUCGAGCGGAAAGCAGCGGAACGUAGGCCAGCAAGAGAGCCGUACGGAGGUCGCGUCCGUGAAAGUAGUCGCGCCAUAGUGCGGUGGCCGAUUUUACGUGUCUCGUGUUCUGUUCGUUCAAGAACCGUCCGUGACAACGCGGAGGAACAUCGUGGCAGUGCGGGAAACGGAGGGAACCAAUCGACGGAUUCGAAAACGACCAACGAGGAUAAACGCGAGUUUACGGUGCGUGGGUGAAAGUGCUCGUGUCACCGUGUAUUAGGAGGUCGAGGUCGUGUCACGGGUACCGGGAGGCACAUCGACGUUCGGUAGAAUUACCGAACCGCGGUUCGAGGUCAGGCGUGAUCCGAUGUCGAUCGGAGUUCUCGUGACCCUGGAGAGAUCGAGCUACGAGUAAUUGGGCGACCAGCUCGAGAACACCAUAGGAGGCCUAUCGCACGAGAAGAAAGAGGUGACACACCGGGAAUCAACCAAGUGGAGGAGCUCGAGGGGUGCUUGAAGAGACGACGACGUCGAGAGGACAGACGGAGAAAGUGUGUCACCGACGUGGUACGAGGCGCCUCGAGGUGCCUUAGGUUAGGUCGUCGCUAGAGUCCCUUCGCACGAAGCGACGCUGAUACUACGCGAUUUCGUAACGUUCAAAUUUUCCCUCCGUGAACAACGAUAUGCACCGACCUUCGAUGUUCGGUUAAAGGAAACUCUCUGUCGAAUAGGUCAAACUGUGGAACGUUAACAAAUCGGAUUUAAUUGAAACGAACAUAAUCCUGACGUGAAAACGCGGACAGCGGAACGAAAAUCUUGCUAACAAGGUUCCAUCGAUCCAAUUAGGAAAAGUGAAUCGAUCAAGCGCGGUCUAAGUGUUGACUCGCUUAUCUACUAGUGGCCGGAAAAGAAUCAUCAACAUCAAUUGUGCGUAACGUGAUUGUGAAGUGAUACUCUCCCAAAGGAGCAUUCGGUCGAUUGACCCGCAUCAGAAGUGUGUAACUCAGCGUGUAUGUGCGCGGUUCAACGGAAGAAACCUGGUGGCAACGUGUGGUCCCAGCGUGUCCAGUGUCAACUUUCGAUCAUCCACUUAUUCUAUCCCUUCAUUAGCAAGAUAAUAUAACCUUACAGCUAUACCACUCUCGCAUUUCACGUACGAAAAAUUCUAGAGCUUCGAUUCAUCAAAACUACUCGUCCUUGGUGUAGACGCUACCCGAAGCUAACCUGUAACCGUUUGCUUGUCUACCACAAGUCAUAAAAGGACGGCGAAGAGAAGACUCGGCUACAAUUUCGCACGGACGUGUGCAUAGUUACUCUCUCUUUCCAUAUUCGUCGGCCACGCUCGCAGUCGAAGACGAUCCGCGCGUGCGUGCUCACGUGCGAAUGCAGCCGGUACAACGUGGCUAGCGAGUACAACAACGAGCUGAUCGACCCGCGUUACGCUCGAGUCUGACAACCUUACGACCCGCGCUCGUCAGCUCGCCAACUGCCGAGGUACACCUUCGUUGGUGAUGUGACGAACAGGAAACACGACGAGUAACCGUUCAAGCGACACCGGUGAAAUUCGCGUUCACGAACAAUCUGAUGAACAUCAUCUAGCAGCGAAUUCAGCUACGAACAGAAAGCAUGCAUCUCUCGCAGGUGAGCAGCAACGUGGGCGUGCUAUUGCCGUUCCUGGUGGUGUUGCUGAGCCAGGUAGCCUUGUCCUUUGUGCUGGAGGGCUCAGCCACGAGCUAUGCCCAAUUCAGAAAGUGGAACGCAGGCCUGAAUGGCACGCUGGAGUUCGAGUUCAAGACCGAACAAGGCAACGGUCUGUUGCUGUACACGGACGACGGCGGUACCUAUGACUUCUUCGAGGUGAAAUUGGUCGAAAGCGCGCUCAGGCUGAGAUACAACCUUGGCGGAGGAGCGCAGAUCGUCACCGUCGGCCACGAUCUCGGCGACGGCCACUGGCACAAGGUGCAGAUCACCAGGUGCAACGAGAACACCACGCUGACAGUGGACGGCGUCAGCGCCGUCUCGACGUCGAGGGGUAAGGAAUUCGAGUUUGGGAAACUGAUGGGAAAUUCCGACGUCUACGUCGGUGGCAUGCCCAGCUGGUACAACAGCAAGCUCACGUUGCUCGCGUUACCGAGCGUGAUUUUUGAGCCGCGGUUCAACGGAUUCAUCAGGAACCUCGUGUACGCCGAUGGGGAGAACACGGUGCCCAGAAGACAGGAAAUGAAGAGUCGGGAUGCUAAGUGUGGUGGAUUUCCGUGCGUCGAGAAUGUGAAACGCAAAUCGCCAAGGAGUUUACGCAACAUGAUGACAACCAAUACGACAGAUGCCUGUGAAACUCGUGAUCCCUGCCAACAUGGCGGUAUCUGUAUUUCCACCGACAGUGGACCCAUCUGUGAGUGCAGGUCCGGCGAUUAUGAGGGUGCCUAUUGUGAGAAAGAUAAAGCACCCUCCGAGGCGUCCUUCAAAGGAACGGAGUAUCUCACGAUAGAUUUGAGCAAAGGUGAUCCAGUUUUGAGCACGCAGGAAUCCAUUAGCUUGCAGUUUAAAACCAGACAACCGAAUGGACUUCUAUUUUAUUCGGGCAAUCUAUGCGGUCGUACUUCCUGCCCAAAUGGAGAAGGGGAUGAUUAUCUAACCGUGUCUCUGAGAGACGGUGGAGCAGCUGUUGGAAUGACUUUAGCCAAAGGAAGAUUAGAUCUUCAUAUAAAACCGGGCAGGGUUCGGUUCGAUGAUAAUCAGUGGCACAAAAUCAUCGUGCACAGGAAGGUCCAAGAU
Molecule: messenger RNA, 3014 nt
Organism: Megachile rotundata (alfalfa leafcutting bee)
Lineage: Eukaryota; Metazoa; Arthropoda; Insecta; Hymenoptera; Megachilidae
Gene: Nrx-1
Product: neurexin 1
Molecular function (GO): calcium ion binding
Source: RefSeq, a predicted model, not a curated record